AUGGUGUACCUACAAAAAUGGAGAAAUAGAACUGUUCAUAUUAUUAAAAAGUCAAAAGAGGACUACUAUAAGAACCUCCUGACUGAUAAUGUACAUAAUCCACGACAAUUAUGGAAAAUUCUAAAAGAUAUCUUGCCGACCAAUGACACUGUCUCCCAAAUAACACUUAACAUUAAUGGCAAGGAGAUCAGUGAUCCUAUCGAGGUUGGCGAUCUCUUUAAUGAAUACUUCUUCUCUAUUGCAGACAACUUUGAUAUCAGUUUACUAAACAACCCAAUUAAUACUCAUUUACCAAUUGCAACAAAUCAUAUUAAGUUUACAAUUCCACUGAUAACAAUCGAUGACAUACUAAAUAUUGCAGCCGAAUUAGACCAGAACAAGUCAACCGGUCUUGAUGGUAUUCCUGCCUACUUCAUCAAGUCCUCGAUUCAUUCCAUUGCACCCAUAAUACUUCGCAUUUGUAAUAUGAGCAUUGAAAAUGGCGUCUUUCCCAACAUGUGGAAGAAAGCUAGACUGAUUCCAAUCUAUAAAGCUGAAACACGUACUGAGAGAAACAAUUACAGGCCCAUUUCUAUAUUACCGAUUCCAUCUAAACUCCUCGAACGACAUGUUGCCAACUCAUAUGUAAAAUUCCUCACAGAAAAUAAUAUUCUAUCAAGUUGCCAGCAUGGUUUUCGAGCCCAUCACUCUUGUGAAUCUACUCUAAUAUUGAUCUGUGAACACCUUCUCGAUAACAUUGAGCAAGGUUUAAUUAAUGGUAUAGCUCUAAUUGACCUCUCCAAAGCGUUUGACCUGGUCGAUCAUAGACUGCUACUGCAGAAAUUAGAACAUUAUGGCAUUACUCCAAUAGCUUUAAAAUGGUUUAAAUCGUAUCUAAAUGAUCGUUACCAAGUAGUACAAAUUGCAUCAUCCCUAUCCAACCCAGCUCUGAUAAAGUCUGGUGUGCCUCAAGGAUCUAUACUAGGACCAAUUCUCUUUCUUAUCUUUAUUAACGAUUUACCCAGUUACGUUGGAAGUUCUAAGCCUUUUUUAUUUGCCGAUGACUCUACACUAAUAUCCUCCGGAUCGGACCUUCACGAACUUAGUGUCUCUCUAAAGUCAGAUAUGACCUCAGUGUCCUGUUGGACUAACCAUAACAAAAUGUCUCUUAAUCCUGGCAAGACAAAAAUAAUGAAAAUAUAUUCCCAAUCCAAAUUCCCUGAUCUUAGUCCAAUAACCAUUGAAGUCAAUAACAAUAAUGUUAAGGAGAUUACAUCCGCCAUUUUACUUGGAGUUACAUUAGACCAACAUCUGAAAUGGGAUAGGCAAAUUAAUACCAUCUACAAUAUAAUCAAUUCUAGACUUUACCUGCUCAAACAUAUACGUAGCUAUCUCACUUUUCAAUCCCGUAUUCAAUUAUAUUACGCACUAAUCUACCCACACUUGCUAUAUUGUAGCACAGUCUGGGGCAAUGCUAAUAACGAUCUAAUUACGUGCCUACUAAAACUACAGAAACGUGCAGCGAGACUAAUUCUUGAGCAGUCAACUGAAGUGCCUUCAAUUGUGCUUUUCCGUAAACUCAACUGGAUACCUAUUUUUAAUUUGAUCAAAAUAUUAUUGGUAUUCAAUACUUUAAAAACAUCUUGGCCGCUGGAUCUUCGUAAAUUGUUUGUCUUUGUUCGCGGCUCUCAUCCAAUUCCAACUAGAUCGUCUAUUACAGACUUAAAAGUUCCAUCAGUUAAGACUACGCAAGCAAAAUCCAAAAUUUCUUUCAGUGGUGCAAGUUUAUUUAAUUCUUUACCUUCCGAAUUAAAAGAUAUUGAAAAUCACUCAAUUUAUUCCUAUAAAAAGAAGCUCAAAACCUACUUUAUUCAAUUGAAUUAUGAAGUAGAUCACGUUAAUAAAUUCCUCUGCAUCGAUUGUAAGCAUAUUACUCAUUGUCAAUGUUACUCUCAAUAG
This is a messenger RNA of Paramuricea clavata, 1938 nucleotides long. NCBI's taxonomy places the organism in Eukaryota, Metazoa, Cnidaria, Anthozoa, Malacalcyonacea, Plexauridae. The record is from the annotation of a GenBank genome assembly.